This is a messenger RNA of Rotaria sordida, 1266 nucleotides long. The record is from the annotation of a GenBank genome assembly. Lineage: Eukaryota; Metazoa; Rotifera; Eurotatoria; Philodinida; Philodinidae.
AUGGAAACAAAAUUAAGGAUAGAUAAAUGUUUAAAAGAUCUUUAUGAUAUUCUUCGAUCACAUAUUAAACCAUUAUGGAAUUCAUCAAUCAUCGAUGAACAGUUUAUUAAUUCAGAAGCUUCUAUUCAAUUUAUUCAAGCAGCAAAACCGUAUGAUAGUAAUUCAAGUUUACUUAUUACUGUUCUUAAUUCACUUUUGACUAAUUAUCAAGAUACAUCAUUGUCUAUUGAAUUAUUGAAAGAAAUUUGUUUCACAAAUUUCAUUGCAACACAAGCUGAUAAUGCAGCUGCUAAAACAAUGAGAACAUUUAUUAUUGAUAUGACUAGACUUGAUCCACAUAUUAUUCGAACAUAUAUUGAUCAAACAACUGAUUUAUUAACAUCAGAAUAUAUUAAAAUAGUUAGUGCCAAUUUCGACAGUGUUUUAUCCAGUUAUCAUAUUCGUGUUGCAGCUUUAACAGCAUUUUGUUCUGUUAUUGAAAAACUUCUUUUAUCAGAUGAUUUAGAUGAUGGACAAAGAAAAAUGCGUGAUAAUCUUUUACAAAUAUUACGUGUAUGUUUUUAUUUAUUUUUAAAUAAAAUUUUUAUUUUAAAUUUUAUUAGAAACAUGUAUCUGAUACAAUAUAUUGAAACAUUUGAACUUGAUCUUUAUCGAUUAAGAGUUUCAACUUGUGCAGUUCGAAAAGAUGCAGUAACACUUAUUAUGCAUAUGCUUCUUAAUAAUCCUUAUUUUGUUAUUGAUUCAACUCGAGCUCCAUUUGAAGAAAGACAAACUGAUGCUGAAACAAAAUUAGAUGAACUUUGUACAGAACUUGAAAAAUUAAAUAAAAAUAACCAUGAAGAAAAGAAAAUUGAAAAAGAAAAACUUCAAUUUGAUGAUGAUGAUGAUGAUGAAGAUAAAAGUAUUAAUGAUGAAAAUGAAAUAAAAGUUAAUAAUAAUCAAGAUGGUCUUCGAUUUAUGGAUUUGAUUGAACAAGCAAAUCGGCAUGUUGUUUAUUUAUUUAAUUCUUUUACAUUAACUGAUUGUAAACAAGUAGUAGAUUUUUUUGUUAAUCUUCGUCAUUAUCGUCUGGUUUUGCCAAAUAUUGAACAAAGUUUACGUUUAAUGUUUAGUCUUAUUUGGCCUCUUGAUAAAUCGAUUUGUAAAGCAAUUACACAAACUUUGGUUAAAAUCUAUUUUGAUGUUACACCCAUUGUUCUUCCACUGUAUGUCAAAUUCAAUUUAUCAAAUUUAUAUCUAAAUGAAAAAAAUUAUCUAAAUCGUUGA